AUGACUCGUUAUUCUGUAUUAUUGUUGGCAUUUCUGUGCGCUUUGGUAACUGCCUCGCCUGUUUUCCCAGCGUUUUUCAGCUUCCCAGGCACCCGGUCUGGAAACAAGCCCAUUUCGGGCGAUUCGCCGCUGCAGCAGUGCGAUGUGGACGAAAAACAGGUUUUGGAUAUCAAAUUGGUCAAUUUGUUGCCCAAUCCUCCCGUUCGUGGGGAAAACGUCACUGUUUCCGCUGCAGGCUACGUGAAAGAGACCAUCGAGAAGGGCGCGUACGUGGACGUUGAAGUGCGUCUUGGAUACAUCAAGCUGCUGUCACAAACGUACGAUUUGUGUGAAGAACUUGAGAACAACGAUGUCGGUGGUCUCAAGUGCCCCAUCAAAGCGGGCGACUACAUGAUCGAAAAAUCUGUUGAAAUUCCUCAGGAGGUGCCUCCAGGGAAAUACACCGUUUUGGCUCGCGCCUACACCGAGGAUGACGACGAAAUUACUUGUUUGAGCGGCGAAAUUUACUUUCCAGCUUAUUAA
Messenger RNA from Lachancea lanzarotensis, 522 nucleotides. RefSeq names its product LALA0S02e09582g1_1 (gene NPC2). The transcript has a single exon. Gene Ontology annotation, molecular function: sterol binding. Gene Ontology annotation, biological process: intracellular sterol transport. Lineage: Eukaryota; Fungi; Ascomycota; Saccharomycetes; Saccharomycetales; Saccharomycetaceae. The record is from RefSeq and is a predicted model, not a curated record. The coding region runs from base 1 to 522 and encodes 173 amino acids.